UUGAACGAAGCCUGGCAGCCGUGCUUUGGAAAACCCACUUCUCCAAAAAUAAAGUUUGACUACAUUCUUCUUACCGAACGGAAGACUUCACAGAAUAGAUUCGCUUAUUUUUCUCCGUUUUUUUGUUUUUACCAUUGCUUAUUGGGGAAAUGACUAAACCAUCAGACUUUUAGGAGAAAAUACAUUGGAAAGUGUCGCUCAACUUUCCACACAGGAAGCAAGGUCUAACUGCAGAUUGCGGACGACUCAGAUGCUCAGAACAUGGAGCUGAACAGAGGAGAAGUACCUCUAUAUGGCCAGGUGGAGGUCCGUGCUGUGUUACAGGUUCCAGAUCUGGACAGGGAACCAGAACAGACAGAGUUCUAUGUGGUUCUAGAAGGUUCCAGACUAGCCCAUGUUGCUGUAGUUAAGAGAGCGGAGGAUGGAGAGUCUCUUUGCUUCACAGUUCCUGGUCACGACCUCCAAGAGACCGCCUCUGUCACAGUGUAUCGUCACACAGAGGACGGAGCCAAGCCUUGUGGAGGCGGGGCCUCCCUGAGGUACGUCUGUGAUUUGCCACAGGAAGUGGCCGAGUACCUGCUAGCCAACAGCGACUCUUUGAGUCCCCAGAGCCACCUGGAGGUUCUGAGGAGGGUCUCAGCAGCUCCAGGGGAGGGGGACAUGGAGGGUGACAUGAGCGCUGGUCCAGGAAAGGAGCACUCUCUGGGGCAGACAGACCAGGAGGAGGAGGGGGUUAGAGGUGGGAGACCCAGACCUGAUCCACAGAUAGAGUGUCAUCUCAGGGAGAUGGAUGAGAGGAUAACCCAGGCCGUGGCUAACCUGAACUACCCUCUGGAGUGGAGCGGCAAGGCCAGCCAACCUAGAGAAGAGCUCCUGCCCAGGGAGGCUCUCCUCCACCUCUCAGUACGUCUGGGUUUGCUCCAUCUCUCCCGCUUUCUGAUUGGCCAGCCUAUGGGUCAGAGGGCACUGACCAUGCCCAAUGAGGAGGGGGAAACACCCCUCCAGCUGGCUCAGAGGAGAGGAGACCACUCCCUCUUUAUGGCACUCGCUACUUCACCUUUCCCUCAGAGGUCUCCCCUUGUCGGGGUGUGGUGUGUAUGGGCAGAUAGCACCCGUGUACUGAGGUUCUGUCCUGGAUCUGACUGCCUCUCCCUCACCUUCCUGGUGGGCCCUGAGAGCAGUGUUCUGGGCAACAUCAUGGUCCUCAGAGAGAAACUGAUGGACCACAACAUCCUCAGACAGAUCUCAGCACUGAGAGGUGAUGUUCAGAUGGAGGACAGUUACGGAUUGGACGUCCAUAGAAGUGAUGCCAGUGACGGAGGUCUGGGCAGGGGGCUGCCAGUUAGAUACCUUACUCUGGUGGAUAGUGUUUUUGAAGAUCAGCUUGUUCUCUCUCUGGAUGAUGAUGAGGAGCUUCCAACGUUACAAACAGUAAAGUCCCAGACUACCCACCCCAGAGGAACCCAGAGACAGCUCUCUCACUCUGCUGCUGCAGACACAUUAGCCUCCAUCAUCAAUGGCAGGAGUCAGCUCGACACAGAGGUGGAUGACUUAAGGGCUAAUGUCAGUGUUGCUGGGAUAGCGAGGGACAGCUCUGUGACUGUCAGCAGGGUGUGGGACUCGGUGGCCUCAGAGUGCCUGCUCCAGGCCACCUCUACCCCUCUACCUCCAUUGGGACUAGAGGAACAACAGUCCCCCUCCGUCUCUCACUCCCCCUCUCCCUCACCUUCCCCCGCUGACCGAGCCCUCGCCCGACUCAACAGCAACUCCCACUCUUACCUAACCAAUCAGAGAGGGAGCCCGCCUCUGGAAUCCCCUGACCUCAGCCCCAGUCUGGUAGCUCUAGUGAUGGACAGUGAGGAAGAUGAGGAGGGGUUCCUGGUGAAGACUUCCCUCUCUCCCAUCUCUCCCCUGACCUCUGACCCUCGUAGCAGCGGGGACGACACCUCCCCAGACCUCACCUGCACACGCACACACUCCACGUCCUCAGACGGCGACCCCCCCCUCGCAAAGGAUAUGGACAACCAGGGGAUCAGACACCGCUCCUACUCCUACUCCUCCCCCAAGAUCAGCCUGCUGCCCCCCCGCUUCUCCCGCAAAACCUUAGCCACGCCUGCGACCUCUGACCUCAGCCCAGAACAGAGAACAUUGAGUCUAUCAGAGCAGCCUCUCGAAAAAAGGGAGUUAAGGUUUCGUAAGCGUGCCCAGUCUGCAGACGACGAGGGCAGCGUUGAGCUGGCAGAGUCCCUUCAACACCUCACCCUCUCAGAGUUCCUCAAAGAAAUUGAAGAGGAGGAGUGGGACAAGUACAACAUCCCCUCCAAGGUGGAGUCAGAGAAAUACAAAGUGAUUCGUACCUUCAGCUUCCUCAAGAGCAGGAUGUCCACCACUCGCAACAAGAACAAGGGAAAGGGGAAGGAGAAGGAGAGAGAGAAGGGGAAGGAGAAGGAGAGAGAGAAGGAAGGGACAGAUAAGGACAAACAGCAGAAUGGACAUCGUUUCUCCACGGGUUCCUGUGCUGGUCCCACCAUCUGUCUGGUCUGUGACAAACCUGCUACUGGCAAGGACCUUCUGCACUGCUCCUGUUGUACAGUCAUGGUCCAUAAGGGUUGUAAGGACUCUGCUCCCCCGUGUCUAAAGAAACUUCAGGAUAAGUAUGCAGUUACUAUGGUGAAGAACCGAACAGCAUCCCUCCCGCAGAACUUCACAGUGCGAGACAGUCCCUCUCCAUGUCCGAUCUCCACCUCAGCCUCUCUACCUGUGAUGAGCCAGAGGGACAAGAGGGAAACAGCCUCCCUCUCCAACCCCCUCUCCAGGAGCGUCCCUUCUGCCACAGACAGGCUUAGUGAGAGUCCAGAGGCGGAGUCUGACAGCAGGUGGUGUCCUGGCCAAUCAGAAGAGCUUCUGCAGACCACCGAGUCGUCCACGUCCACUGACUCCUCCGUCGGAGAAGUUUGUCCUUCCACUCCCCAAGUAGACUGUGUGGACGCUAGACUCCAUGGUGACCUGGAUGCUGAUGCUCUAGACUACAAGGCUGAGUCUUGGAGUCUGACGGUGGAACACACGUUCUGUAAGAAGCAGGACAAACGGGUGGUCAAGAGGCAGGAUGUUAUCUAUGAGUUGAUGCAGACAGAGAUGCACCACCUCCAGACACUGAGGAUCAUGGCUGAGGUGUUUCGGCGAGGGAUGAGGGAGGAGGUUCAGUUGGAUGCUGGCGCAGUGGACCGUGUCUUUCCUUGUCUGGAUGAACUCCUCCUCCUCCACCACAACCUCUUCAAUGCCAUGAGGGAACGCCGCCACAGCUCCGCCAAGCCACAUGGGGACAGGAACUACGUCAUAGUACGCAUCGGAGACAUCCUGUUGCAACAGUUUUCUGAAGACAGUGCAGAGAGGAUGAAACAGGUGUAUGGAGAGUUCUGCAGCCAUCACACUGAGGCAGUCACCUUCUUCAAAGAGCUACAGCAACACAACAAACGAUUUCAGACCUUCAUCAAGCAACAAAGUAAUAACUAUUUGGUCCGGAGGAGAGAGAUCCCAGAAUGCAUCUUGUUGGUGACCCAGAGGAUCACUAAGUACCCUGUUCUGCUGGAGAGGAUUCUACAGUACACUCAGGUGGACAGUGAGGAGCACAUGGACCUUUCCAGAGCUCUGGUUCUGAUCAAGGAAGUGAUCGCGGCAGUUGACCUGAUGGUCAGUGAGUUUGAGCAGGGUCAGCGGUUACAGGAUGUUCUAAACAGGAUGGAGAAUCGGAGCUUUGCCAAGCUGAAGAACGGGCACACCUUCAGAAAGCAGGAUGUUCUGGGGCCAGGCCAGACCCUCAAACACCAGGGCCUGUUACUGUGGAAGACCGCCACCGGACGACUCAAAGAUGUCAUGGCUCUCCUUCUGACAGACACACUGAUCUUCCUCCAGGAGAAAGACCAGAAGUUCAUAUUCGCUGCUGUGGACCAGAAGCCCCCAGUGAUCUCUCUCCAGAAGCUGAUCGUCAGAGAGGUAGCCAAUGAGGAAAGAGGGAUGUUUCUGAUCAGUGCGUCGGCCGCAGGGCCAGAGAUGUACGAGGUCCACACUUCCUCGAAAGACGAACGCAACACCUGGAUGAGACUAAUCAGAGAGGCAGUAGAGAGCUGUCCAGAGGAAGAGGAGGAGAACACUAAUGAGUCAGAAGAGGAGAGAAGAACAGCUGAGGCCAGAGUCCAGAAGAUACACAAACUACAGGAGACCCUAUCCAGUCAGGAUUAUCAGAUAUGCUCCAGUCUGGAGGAGAAGCUACAGAUCUAUGCUGAACUGUCUGUUCUGAGGGGCGAGGCCCAGGAACCACACCCUGAGCCACACCUCCUGGUCCAGCCAAACCCAGAGGAGGUGCCCCAGGCUGCAGUACUGCUUACUGCCGCGCUCAGAGAGGCUGAGAACCUGAGGACCACUCUGUCCUCGCUGACCUUUUCCCCCUUCAGCCCCUGCAGCCCUCCCAGGGACCCCCUGUCCAACCCUGUGUCCCCAGCCUGCCCUCCUACCCCCCUGGACACCCCCUCAGAUGCGGAGGCCUCUCUUGGGGACUCUAAUACCAGGGAUGGGGAGUCAGCCUCCCAAGUCCUUGUACUGCAGUCCCUGACUAAUAAUAUCAACCUUAAGGUGUCCCACAGUGUCCAAAGCUUGACCCAGUUACUCUAUAGUCUACAGGCGGCGGUAACCAUCCAAGACAGUUUCUACGAGGUUCAGAAGUUCCUCCUCUAUGAGAGUGACCGCCACUCCCCCCGCUCUCCGAGACCACACACCCCAUGUCUCCGUGGCAACGCUCUGCAGGAGCAGGAGAAGCAGCGUAACCUGGAGAAGCGCCGUGAGGAGGUGGCGGCAGCAGUACGGUUGCAGGGCAGGCUGCACCAGGAGAGACAGCGGUGGGAGAGGGAGUGCCAGGCUCGCCACAGCCAACAGGGGGAGCUGGAGAGCAGGCUGGAGGAGAGGGAGAGACAGUGCCACCUGGAGGCUGAGAGGCUGAAACAGGAGCGGGAAGAGCUGGAGGAGCAGCUGGAGGAGUACCAGCAGAGCCUGGAGAGGCUGAGAGAGAGUCAGAGGAGUGUGGAGAAGGAGAGGGAGAGGCUGGAGACCCAGCAGAACCUGCUGCAGAGCUGGAGACACAGCCGACAGAGGAGCCUGCCUGUCAUGGUCAUACCCCUGGACCGCUGUCAUCAGGACUCACUUCCUGGCCAGCCUGGAGGCCAUCUUGACAACGGCGGCUCAGUCUUUGUCAACGAGGCAGCGGUCACCACGGCAAUGGGGCUCAACAACCGCCAUGUGCACCACCACCUGCAGCAGCAGCAGAGAGGGUACGGAGAUGACCCUCGAGCCCACAACAGCCUGAACACCCUACUGGCCCGCUCCAGCCACGGACAGACACUCCAACUCCACCCUGACACACACACACCCCAGGACUGGGCAGGGGGCACCGGUGUCACCGGGUACCUCUACACACCCACAGAGGGACAGGGCUCUGAGCAGAAACCCAACGAUAUAAACACACACCGCAAAGUGAGGGAGACGUGGUCAUUGAUGGCAACAGCGGCUGGACAAUAUCAGGGUCUACCCCCACAUGGAGAUCCCCAACUGGACCUGUCCUUAUUGGUUCCCCUGGAGAUGGAGCGUGGGGAUGGGGAGGACGUGGGAGAGGAGAACAUUGUGUACCUCUGAGGCUGAACCCCCUGAGUCAAAACCAGGACUUAUAUCUGGAAUCCUUAAUGGUGAAACUGCCACGUCCGUUUGGGAUAUUACAACAACUAACACCGUUUUUUCCCCCUUGGACAUAAUUAGAAUCACAGAUUUAACAUGAAUAUAUGAAGGCUCCGAAUACAAGAUUGGACAGUAAAUAUCUAGGCCUAUUGUAUAUCAACAAGGUUUAAAGAAGUAACAGGACUGGCACAUACAGAAAUCUCUCAUGCUUUGUCUCUCUGCCCGCCACGUCUGUGCCAGGUACCCUCCAUAUGUGUCGCCAAGUGUUGUCAAUGAGAGACACUUUUAUAGCGCUACAUGUUUAUGUGUCCAUAUGUGCAGUGUGUGUGUGUAACUUCAUCCACUGUGUGUGUGUGUGUGUCUCUCUGUUGAGAGUUCAACUCCAGGGCUGCCAUCGGGCCUGUGUGCCUGAGGCCCUCCAAUGACAGUUACCCUGACCAACCCUGCUGCCUGCCUUCCCCCUCUCUCCUCACCCCUGUAUCUCACUGUAACCCUGCCCCACACUGCCCUAAGUCUGCUUCAGUCUACCUCUCGUUUUCUCCCUUGUCCUCUAAGCCCAAUCUCUCCAGGACUAUUUAUUAGGCUCUCCCAGAAUGAAAUGCUGAGGAGAGUCUUCUCUUUGUUACCGCAGGGGGAAAGAGAGAGAGCAGAGAGGGGCUGGUAUCACUGUAGAAUCAGGCGGAAUCUGUCCAGUUGCUCUGUGGCUGAUUGUCUGGCCAGGAAAUAAACAGCUGCUCGCCCAUUCAUCAGACAAGCUCUAUUUAGAAGGUGAGCGGGAUUCUGCAAACACAUUAGUCAUGAAGGAUGAGGUGAAGCACCAUGAUCAGAAGGGAUUUGGUCCCUUGGUUUCUCAGACUGUCUGGCUCUGGCUACGCCCGGACAGCAUCAUUUGUUUUUAUCCGAAGGACUUUUUAUUGUUUUGAAAGAGUGUAAAGGUAUUGUGGUUUUAGGAAUGAUGUUGUGACUGUAGCAAUAUAUCAAUACAAUAUAGGACACUGCACUACUCUGCCUAAAUAAAGUACAUAUUUUAUUAGGGUCUAACGCAUAUAGUGGUCAAAAACCAUAGGACAGAACAUUUCUAUACUUUCAAUGACCUUUGCUUUUAAAAAUGGUUUUAAGUAUCCAAUCAGGGACAGUGCACUGUACAUGUGAAGCAUACCAAAUAUGGCCACAUCUCUUCUGCAUGAUACAUUUUUUUUUACAUCGUUUUUAAAAUUUUAAUGUUUAAAUAUUCCUUCCAAGGCACAUAUUUCAUAGCACAUGAUUUAUUCCAGUGUGUGUUCAGUUACUUUAAGAUUUUGUCUUAUGUAAAGUUACCUUACUAAUGCAUGUGUAGUAAUAGUAGCUGGAUAGUCAGCCUGGUAUCAGUUUAUAUCAGUGGAGGUUCCAUAGAGGAGGAAGGGGAGGACCAUCCUCCUCAGUGAAUUUAAUAAAAAUAAAAAUACUGAAACAUUGAAAACGUAAUCCUUUAUAUAAAAAAAUAUACUAAAUCUAUUCACGUCACCAAAUAGUUGAUUAAAACACACUGUUUUUCUAUAUAGGUCUACAGUAGCUUCAACAGCACUCAGUAGGGUAACACCAUGGAGUAGCCAGAGGACAGCUCGUUUCCAUCCUCCUCUGGGUACAUUGUUUUAUUCUUUUUGUAUUGGAUUAUUUUACACUUAUUUUACCAGGUCAUUUGACUGAGAGCACGUUCUCAUUUACAGCUACAACCUGGGGAAUAGUUACAGGGGAGAGGAAUUACACCAAUACAACACUUAUAGACUUACACAGUAAUAAUGACAACUUCUGGAGAAUGUCCUCCAAUCUAUCAAAGCUCUUGCAGCAUGAACUGACAUGUUGUCCACCCAAUCAAAUGAUAAGAGAAUGAAUCUAGCACUGAAAGCAUAAAUUGUGGUGAGUAGUUGACUCAAAGAGAAAGACAAUAGCUGACCAGUUUUUAAAACAAAUUAAUUUCUUCAAAAAUGAAGGAGAAGCAAGAGAGAGAGCUAUAUUUCUCGUUGUAAUUUUUUCACUUUCACUUACUUAGCUAGCGAAUGCAGCUAGCUAGUUUAGCCUACUCAAACACCCAGCUCAAACAGGGAGGGAUGCUAUGUUAGUUAGCUGGCUAUGACUAUCCAAAACUGGAAUUCUUCCAAGUCAACGUAAACCUUUGGUUUUAUUCAUUUAUUGCCACUGGGGCCCACUGGUGUAACUGCUAAACUGCUUGCUGUACACUGUACUGCGUGAUUCUCCCGGGUUUACUAACGCGUUAGUUCUCGUAGCCAUAUUGACUAGCUAUUACAUUAGCUACUAUGGUGACAAUGAUGUAAGCUGUGUGUAGCAGUUAGUGGUUAUAAUAUGAAGGUUUGGCUUGGAUUUUUUUUUGCCUGGUCACAGACAGCUGGUGUGUUGUGCACUGCAGUCCACAAGUGAAAGGAAAAGGUGAGAGGAGGAGAGUGCGUAGAUGUGAAAAGGAAUACAACAAGUAAAGUAAUCAUGCAGUUUGUAUGUGGCUGCUAUGAAAGUGAACUGUGUUUGUGUGAUCAGGGAUGCAUGUAUUCAUUCCUCCGAUUCUGUAAGCAAACGGAAUGAAACAUGGAUAAAAAUACCUGAAUUUGUUUGCAACUGUUGGACUAAUGAUUACACCCUAUAUCAGCUAGAUGCAGGCAAGAGUGUGCAGUAUUAAAUGUGUCACUGUCUGUCACCUUGAUUACUCAAAUCUUUCUCUCGACCUGUACACCUACGCUACUUGACCAAAAGUAUGUGGACACCUGCUUAUUGAACAUCUCAUUCCAAAAUCAUGGGCAUUAAUAUGGAGUUGGUCCACCCUUUGCUGCUAUAACAGCCUCCAC
Oncorhynchus tshawytscha (Chinook salmon) is the source of this 8555-nucleotide messenger RNA. Its product is annotated as rho guanine nucleotide exchange factor 28. Lineage: Eukaryota; Metazoa; Chordata; Actinopteri; Salmoniformes; Salmonidae. Bases 262 to 5682 code for a protein of 1806 amino acids. Gene Ontology annotation, biological process: regulation of Rho protein signal transduction. The record is from RefSeq and is a predicted model, not a curated record. The transcript is spliced from 36 exons. Gene Ontology annotation, molecular function: guanyl-nucleotide exchange factor activity.